Messenger RNA from Parastagonospora nodorum SN15, 3201 nucleotides. RefSeq lists its product as hypothetical. The transcript has 5 exons. Gene Ontology annotation, cellular component: eukaryotic translation initiation factor 3 complex, eIF3m; eukaryotic translation initiation factor 3 complex, eIF3e; multi-eIF complex. Gene Ontology annotation, molecular function: translation initiation factor activity; mRNA binding. Bases 1 to 3201 code for a protein of 1066 amino acids. Lineage: Eukaryota; Fungi; Ascomycota; Dothideomycetes; Pleosporales; Phaeosphaeriaceae. Gene Ontology annotation, biological process: formation of cytoplasmic translation initiation complex; translation reinitiation. The record is from RefSeq and is a predicted model, not a curated record.
AUGCCCCUCACCAAAGGCCGCCUGCAUGGCAAACCACUGACAUGCAAAAGUAAACGCGCCCAAGAACUCAUCGGAGUCGAGCAGCAACAGGCUGCCCUCCAGCUCCUCCACGAACAUGUCACCUCGAAGCGGACCCGUAACAGCCCCAUCGCCUCCCUCGAGCCGGUCAUGAUCCUCUUCGUCGAACUCUGUGUCGAUCUCCGCAAAGGCAAACUCGCGAAGGACGGUCUGUACCAGUACAAGAACACCGCGCAGAACACCAAUGUCGGCACUAUCGAGCUUGUCUUCAAGCGCUUCAUCGAACUCGCCGAGCAAAAGGUUACCGAAGCCCAGGCCAAGGCAGACGAGGUCCAGUCUACCCUCGAGACCUCAACACAAACCCAGAACAUCGACGAUCUUGAGGCGUCCGAGACCCCCGAGUCAAUCCUCCUGUCCACAGUAUCCGGCGAGCAGUCCCGCGACCGAACCGACCGCGCCAUCGUUACACCCAUGGCUGAAGUUCCUGCAUUCCAGUUCUGCUCCAAGUAUGCCCGCAAGACCGAGUUCCGCCGUCUUUGCGAGCUUCUGCCGCAACCAUUUGCAGAAUGCUGCCAAGUUCUCGUCACAGAUGCAUGCCAUCAACCUCUCGGACACCGGACACUCUGCAACGCCACCUUGAUACCCCGCUUCCAGCAGCUGAAUGUCGCGGUCGAGUUGGAGUUAUGGCAGGAGGCUUUCCGCAGUGUCGAGGACAUUCACACACUGCUCAGCUUGAGCAAGCGUCCUGCUAAGAAUGUCAUGAUGGCCAACUACUUCGAGAAGCUCACCCGUAUCUUCUUGGUUAGUGAGAACUACCUCUUCCACGCCGCGGCCUGGAGCAGAUACUACAACCUCCUCCGCCAGUCUGCCGCUGCUGUGGCAUCCGGACAGAGCCCAAAGAAGGACAACCCGGCCGUCACCGAGGCGGACAUGACAAAGGCGGCUUCAUUUGUCGUCCUGUCCGCUCUCGCCAUACCCGUCAUCAGCACAUCUCGUUCCCGAGGAGCUCUGGUCGACGUCGACGAGGCACGCAAGAACAAGAACUCCCGCCUGACCAACCUCCUCGGCAUGUCUCAGGCUCCUACCCGUGCUAUUCUGUUCAAGGAUGCUCUCAGUAAGGGUCUGCUUAAGCGUGUCCGCCCCGAGAUCCGCGAUCUCUACAACAUCCUCGAAGUCGACUUCCACCCUCUCUCGAUUUGCAAGAAGAUCUCGCCAAUUCUUGCACAGAUCGGUGCUGAUGAGGGCAUGGAGAAGUACGUUGGCCCACUCCAGCAGGUCAUCCUUACCCGUCUAUUCCAGCAGUUGUCUCAGGUGUACGACUCGGUAGAGAUCAAGUUCGUGCUCGAGCUUGCGCAAUUCCCCGAGCCAUUCCACGUUAGCAGUGGCACCAUUGAGAAGUUCAUCAUGAACGGCUGCAAGAAGGGUGACUUGGCCAUCCGAACCGACCAUGCCACUGGUAUCCUCACAUUCGACUCGGACGUCUUCUCAUCCGCCAAGGCCAUGCACCCUGGCUCUGGCGCCGGCUCUGCCGAGACUGAGACCCGCUCUGUCCAGCGCCUGCAAAGCACACCUGCUGAGAUUGUUCGGACUCAGCUCACCCGCCUAGCAAAAUCUCUCUUUGUCACAUGCCAAUACGUUGAUCCAUCAUUCAACGCCGACCGACACAGGGCGAAGGACGCUGCUCUUGCGCGUGCCAAGGAGGGUGCUGAGAAGGAGCACCAGGAUAUCCUUACUCGUCGUGAUAUCAUCUCUCAGAAGAAGGAGGCUGCCUUGAAGGCCCAACAAGCCAAGGAGAAUGAAGAGCAGACGAGGAAAAUGAUCCGCCAGCAACAGCAGAAGGAGGAGGAGUCGCGUCGUCUGGCAGAAGAGCAGAAGCAGCGUGCUGAAGCGCGCAUCAAGCAGGAGCAGCAGCGAAUCCAGCGAGAGGAGAUGGCGAAGCAGAUUGAGGAGCUCAAGAAGACUACCAAGGUUGAUAUCGACCUUCCAGAGGACCUUGCAGAAAUCGACUCCACCCGCAUCCGUAUCCUCAAGCUCCAAGCUCUCGAGAAGGAAAAGGAACAACUUGGCGAGCAGCUCCGUAUUGCCGGAAAGCGUAUCGACCAUCUCGAGCGAGCCUACCGUAAGGAGGAGGUUAAGCACUUAAAGGAGGACUACGAAAAGCAGAUGGAGAGCGACAAGGCAGCAUACGAGAAGGCCACUGCAGAGACGCUCAAGGAGGCCGAGGAGAAACACAAGGCAGACGUCGCACUCAAGCACCGUCUGUCGCGAUUGGUACCAACCUACCAGGAGUUUGUUACCACUGUCAAGCAACAACGAAAGAACGAAUUCGAGAAGCGUUCAAAGGCCGCUCAGAAAGAGCUCGAGAGCAAGAAGGCGGCACGCGUCAAGGAGUUCAGGGAGCGUUUCCUCCGUGAGAAACGGGAACGCGAAGAGGCAGAGCGCCGUCAAAGAGAAGAAGAAGAGCGCGAGCGCGAAGAAGCCGAGGCAAAGGCCAAGGCGGAUGAGGAGAAGCGCGAAAGAAUGCUCGAGGAGAAGGCGAAGAGGGACGAGGAGCGAAAGGCUCUCGACGAAAAGGCACGCAUCCAGCGCGAGCGCGAGGAAGCUGCAGAGGCCAAGCUGGCGGCAAAGAAGGCUGGCCGAUUCGGCGCAGACCGUCCCAUCUCGCGCGACGCACCUGCGGAGCCAUCUUCAGCCGCUGCGCCACCUCGUAUCGCCCUUCCAGGUGGUAAGAUGACCUGGCGCGAACGUGAAGCCAUGAAGGCUGCUGGUCAAACACCUCCUCCCGCUGCUGGUGCUGCACCAGCUCCUGCUGAGUCAGCCUCCCCAGCACCCCCUGCUGAGGCUGAAGCACCCAAGCGAGGCGGAUAUGUGCCACCUGCUCUGCGUGCAGCCGGUGGCGCAGCUCCUGGUGGAGGCUGGCGCGAGCUGGACGUGGGCCUCCUGCACGACCAGAGAGGACCGAGUCACCAGCUACCGGUGGCCGUUUCGAGGCUCCUUCCCGCCGGAGGUCGCAGCUUUGGCGACGACAGGAAAGCAUCUCCAGCCUCAGGCGGUGGAUACGUUCCCCCGUCUCGUCGUGGACAAGCAGAUGGUGAAGAGCGCGAGUCUGCACCUCCGCCAGCGCAGGGUGCUAGUGAUGGAAAAUACAGGCCAGGUGCCUUCAGGCGUACCCCCGGUCAGUAG